GGCUUACGUUUCUAUGCGAUACAACAUCAAACACACAGCCGCCUCCCUUCUUUCUCAUGGUCAUCGGCUCCUCAAACAUUUUCUCCCCUGCUUGCUGUCUAUUGCCAUCGCCGACACUGUGAAACCGCCGGCCGGCGACCUUCGCACCCCACAGAUACAGCGACAAAAUGUGUAUAUCAGUGUUUCUAUGGCAAGCUCAUCCACUCUACCCGUUUCUUCUAUUGCUCAAUCGAGAUGAAUAUCAUAUACGACCAACGGAGACACUCCAUUGGUGGGAAGGUGGAAAAAUAUUGGGUGGCAGAGAUGUGACAGCUGGCGGAACAUGGUUGGCCUCUAGCAGAGAAGGAAGGGUGGCUUUUGUUACUAACGUUCGUGAAUUGAACUCAAUAUCUGCUGCAAAGAGUAGAGGUGAUCUCCCAGUUCGCUUUUUGGAGAGCAAGAAAAAUGCCAUGGAGUUUGCAGAAGAAAUUGCGAAGGAAGCAGAUGAAUAUAAUGGAUUCAAUUUGAUAAUUGCUGAUCUUUUGUCCAUGAAUAUGGUUUAUGUAACUAAUAGGCUAAAAGGAGAUAAGUGCUAUGUGACUUCAGUUUCACCUGGGGUCCAUGUGCUAUCAAAUGCAAGUCUAGACACUCCAUGGCCUAAGGCUCAAAGAUUGGAACAUGGUUUUAAAGAUGCUUUGGAUGAAUAUGGUGAAGAUGAAAUUCCAAUUGCUGAGUUGAUUGAUAAACUGAUGAGAAACACUGUAAAAGAUGACAUUAGCAUGCUUCCCGGGAUUUAUGGUCCAGAUUUUGAGUAUGAGUUGAGUUCUGUAUUUGUUAAUCUAGUAUCUCCAAAGAACUAUGGUACACGAAGUACUUCUGCAUUGGCUGUAAAAGCAAGUGGUGAAGUAUUCUUUUAUGAAAGGCAUCUUGAAAAUGGGUUAUGGAAAGAGAACACAGAAACAUACAUGAUUGAGAAAAUGAAGUGAGGGUUAAUGUGUGAAGAAAUAUAAGUAUGUUGCUGUUAUGGGUAAAGAUAUGUAAGUAGUAAGUACGUUGUUAUGGGUAAAAAAAAUAAAAAGUAACACAUGUUGCUAUUUCCUGCAACUUGUCUUAUUUUUUUUUUAAUCUUAUUUGGUAUGAAAGUUAUAGUGUGUGCCUUGAACAAAAAGAAAUGAUCAACUAUAAGUUGAUAUGAUGUAUGUGAUCUUAUUUGUAAGAAAUAAUGAAUUUUGAGAAGUUUGUAUUAUGUACUAGAUCAAAUUUGUACUUAAUAUGGUAUCUGGUUAUGUAUAAGAAAGAUAACGAUAAAGGAAAUAGAUACAAGUUUCGUUGCUUGAUUGAUUGUUAUUUAUA
Messenger RNA from Lactuca saligna, 1332 nucleotides. Lineage: Eukaryota; Viridiplantae; Streptophyta; Magnoliopsida; Asterales; Asteraceae. The record is from the annotation of a GenBank genome assembly.